Molecule: messenger RNA, 1740 nt
Organism: Filobasidium floriforme
Lineage: Eukaryota; Fungi; Basidiomycota; Tremellomycetes; Filobasidiales; Filobasidiaceae
Product: NUDIX hydrolase domain-like protein
Exons: 11
Coding region: 26-1549 (507 amino acids)
Biological process (GO): NAD+ catabolic process; NADP+ catabolic process
Cellular component (GO): cytosol
Molecular function (GO): NADH pyrophosphatase activity
Source: RefSeq, a predicted model, not a curated record
GAGAGAGGUUAUUGUGCAGUGUGACAUGCAACCUGCCUCCAUCGCAAGAGGCCACCUAAGGACACUACCUGCUACAUCGUCCCGACAUCUGGCUCAGACUCGUCACCUGCGAAUCCCACCUCGUUCGGCUUAUCAAUAUCGGAGCGUUACGAUUCGACCAUCAGCAUCAGCGUAUACAGGCUUCAUGGGUGAUAACAUCGUCAAUUUCUAUUCGGGUCAACCGCCCUUGAACAGGUUGUCGUUUCAUCGAAAUGAGACUACCAAGAUGGACAAGCACCUAAACGCCUCGGAAGCCAAGUUCCUCCUCUUCAAAGACGGAAAACCGCUCAUGUCCAUGCAAACCUCCGGGGAAACCAAAGACAAGACACCUACCGGUCUUCUCUACCUCUCCCAAUCAAGCAUCACCCCGUACCUCCCCUCGAAGUCCUUUGCUGAGUGUCCCAAUCCUGAAGAUAAGGAUGUGGCUAAACAAUACCAAUCCGCCCGACUCCCCACGACACUUCCAGCGUUGGUAUUCUUGGGGAUCGACGAUAGGACAGAAGCUAAAGAAGGAGCUGUACCGGCCGAGGUGAACCCGAAGGAUCCCAAGGGGGUGCCUUACUUCGCUCUCGAUGUGAGCGGAGCGAACGUGGGCGGGGGGAACGUCGAUCUCGGUGAGCUUGGGGCUGGGGAGGCGGAAUUCGUCGAGCCUAGGUUGGCGGGGAGUAGUCUAGGAGGGUGGGAGGCGAAUUUAUUUGCCCAGGCGAGGGCUUUGAUGGACUGGAACACCCGGUACAAGUUCUGCCCUGGUUGCGGAUCCCCAACCUAUUCACUUUGGUGCGGCUGGAAACGAGGCUGCGGGUCCGUCGUCGGUGAAGGUCGGGACGGUUACGGAGGAGAAGGGGGGAAGGUCUGUCCCUCUACGAAGGGGCUGCAUAAUUAUGCUUAUCCCCGGACGGACCCGGUCAUUAUCAUGGGUAUCCUAGACCCGACGGGCAAGAAGAUGUUGAUGGGUCGACAGAAAGCUUGGCCGAAGGGGAUGUACUCGUGUCUGGCCGGGUUCAUCGAGCCAGGAGAAUCGAUCGAGGAUGCUGUUCGACGCGAGGUCAUGGAGGAGGCCGGCGUCAAGGUCGGGCAGGUCCGGUACUCGUCUUGUCAGCCUUGGCCCUUCCCUGCAAACUUAAUGAUCGGAUGUUACGGUCUCGUUGCUUCGGACGCCGGCUCAAUCGAUCUCGAGCUGGAUAAUGAGCUCGAGGACGCUCGAUGGUUCACGCAAGAUUCUGUGCUGGAUAUCCUUAACCACCCGGAAGGUACCAACAUCACCCGCUCAGAGCAUAAAAAGUUCGAACCCAAGCAGGUCAACACCGCGUCAGGAGUACAGGAGGGAGCGGCACUGGCUCCGGCCGAAGGUCAGACGGAGGAGUCGGCACUCGAGAACGCUCGAACGGAGGGACCUCCGCCCUCGUUCAGGUUCCCGCCCAAGACCGCUAUCGCAGGGGUGUUGAUCGAUAGAUGGGCGAGGGGGCAGAUGGACGAGGUUGCUAUCGAGAGCGUCAAGAACAAGUUGUGAAACAAAAACGUCGUGCUUGGAAACGAUGAUGUAUCGAUUCUGCAUGCGUGUUCGUUCGAGAUCGCAUCACUCGGUCGUCAUUUUGAAAGGAAGGCAUGGCAGCUGCCUCGCAUAAGCGUUGUGCUCCAAUUCGCGAGCGAUCAGCCGGUCGAGCGAUUGUCAGUGUACGAAUAAUGACAACAGGAAGGAAC